UUUGAAAGAGUAAGAUCGAGACAACGUUAGUUUUCGUGCAGAUUGGUUUUUAUUACACAUUUUUUUCUUGCUUAAGUGAAAAGGAUAAACUUUAACAAAAAUAACUUGGAAAUAAAUUGGAUAAUUAACAUUUAUACUCAAAAUGUUACCUCCGCGAAUAUUUAAAUUCGUAUUCCUGAUAUGUUUAAUAAUUGUUUUGAUAUCGCAGACGACAGACAGUGCUCAAACAAAAACUAGAAGAAGACUAAGAAGACCUACAAGUGCUCCAGAAGAAUCAUCUUCAUCCGUUUCUGUAUCUAGCUCACGUAGCACUCGUGUUUCAACUAAAAAAGCUACAGAAAGCUCGGCGGAAAAACAAACUGAUCAGGAAUCAUCGCCCUCGACAGCUGUUACACGUUCUCGAGUUCGCAAUAAAUCUAAAUUACGCAUUGGUGAUUCCAGUGGUCUUUUAGCUAGCGGCUCCAGUCUAAAAGGUAAGAAGACCAAAGCGGACGAUGGAGGAAAGAAAAUUGUUUGCUACUAUACAAAUUGGUCUCAAUACAGACCAAAGAUUGGUAAAUUCAGUCCAGAAGAUAUUCCUGGUGAUUUGUGCACACACAUCAUCUUUGCCUUUGGCUGGUUGAAAAAAGGUAAAUUGAGUUCUUAUGAAUCGAAUGAUGAAACAAAAGAUACAGUACCUGGCUUGUAUGACCGCAUGAUGACAUUGAAGAAGUCUAAUCCAAAAUUGAAGAUUCUCUUGGCUUUGGGCGGCUGGUCCUUUGGCACCCAAAAGUUCAAGGAAAUGGCAGCCACUCGUUAUACUCGCCAAACUUUCAUUUACUCGGCUAUUCCCUUCUUGCGCAAACGUAACUUUGAUGGCUUUGAUUUGGAUUGGGAAUAUCCUAAAGGUUCGGAUGACAAGAAAAACUUUGUGCUGUUACUUAAGGAACUGCGCGAAGCAUUCGAGGCUGAAGCUCAAGAAUUGAAGAAACAACGUUUACUGCUAUCGGCAGCUGUACCUGUAGGUCCUGACAAUAUCCGUGCUGGAUAUGAUGUACCCGCUGUAGCUAGUUACUUGGAUUUCAUUAAUCUGAUGGCUUAUGAUUUCCAUGGCAAAUGGGAACGUGAAACAGGUCACAACGCUCCACUCUAUGCCCCUUCCACUGACUCAGAGUGGCGCAAGCAGUUGUCUGUAGAUAACGCCGCAAAUUUGUGGGUAAAGAUGGGAGCUCCCAAGGAGAAAUUAAUUAUUGGUAUGCCAACAUAUGGCCGUUCAUUUACCUUAGCCAAUACGAAAAAACAUGGACCAAAUGCUCCUGCAACAGGUGGUGGAAAAGAGGGUAUUUACACUAAAGAAAGUGGUUUCUUGGCCUACUACGAGAUCUGUGAAAUGCUAUUGAACGGUGCCGUUUACGUGUGGGAUGAUGAGAUGAAAGUGCCUUAUCUAGUUGAUGGAGACCAGUGGGUUGGUUUCGACGAUGAACGUGCCAUUCGUAACAAAAUGAGUUGGAUUAAGACAAACGGCUAUGGAGGUGCCAUGGUUUGGACUGUGGAUAUGGACGAUUUCAAGGGAGAGGUCUGUGGAGGUAAUGUUAAAUAUCCCCUUAUUGGCGCUAUGCGUGAAGAAUUGUUAGGCAUAUCUAGAGGCAAGGAAGCAAAGGAUGUCAACUGGUCUGAAGUAGCUGCAACAUUUGAUGACAUAGAAGAGGAAGAGGAUGAAAUACCAGAACCCAUUCCAAUUUCAGUUGAUGAAGUUCUUGCAAAGGUUCGCAAACCUAUUAAGAAGCAUAAGGUUAAAUCUGGCUCCAUAGCUAAAGAUCUAAAUUCUCGUCCUGCUCAAGUAUUCUGCUAUUUGACCAGCUGGUCCUCGAAACGUCCUGGUGCUGGCAAGUUUGAUCCUUCUCACAUAAAUCCCAAAUUAUGUACCCAUGUCGUUUAUGCUUUUGCCACAUUAAAGGAUCACAGACUUUCUGAAAACAGUGACGAUGAUCCCGACAAUUACGAACAAGUAAUAGCUUUACGUGACACUAACCCUGAUCUACAAAUUUUGUUGGCCAUAGGCGGAUGGGCUUUUGGAUCUACACCCUUCAAAGAACUCACUUCAAAUGUGUUCCGCAUGAACCAAUUUGUUUACGAAGCUAUCGAUUUCUUGCGCGAUUACAAGUUCAAUGGACUUGAUGUGGAUUGGGAAUAUCCUCGUGGUUCAGAUGACCGGGCUGCUUACGUUAAUUUAUUAAGAGAGUUGCGUGUAGCAUUUGAAGGCGAAGCUAAAUCUUCCGGUCUUCCUAGACUGCUAUUGACUGCCGCUGUGCCAGCUUCAUUUGAAGCUAUAGCAGCCGGUUACGAUGUACCAGAAAUAUCGAAAUAUCUUGAUUUCAUAAAUGUAAUGACCUACGAUUUCCAUGGUCAAUGGGAGCGCACAGUGGGACACAAUUCUCCAUUGUUCCCACUUGAAUCUACUACUGGCUAUCAAAAGAAAUUGACUGUGGAUUACAGUGCUCGCGAAUGGGUGAAACAAGGUGCUCCCAAAGAGAAGCUGCUUAUUGGCAUGCCUACCUAUGGCCGUUCAUUUGAACUAAUAAACGAAACUCAAUUCGAUAUCGGUGCACCUGCAUCUGGAGGCGGAAGUCCAGGCAAAUUUACCAACGAAGCUGGUUUUCUGAGUUACUAUGAAGUCUGCUCAUUCUUGGCGGCUGAUAAUACAACAUUAGUGUGGGAUUCUGAACAACAAGUUCCAUUUGCCUAUCGCGACAACCAAUGGGUGGGCUUUGAUGAUGAACGUUCUCUUAAAACAAAGAUGGAAUGGCUGAAAGAACAAGGUUUUGGUGGCAUUAUGGUAUGGUCCAUUGAUAUGGAUGAUUUUACCGGCCGUUGUGGAAACGGAAAAUAUCCAUUACUAAAUUCUCUUAACGAUGAACUUAAAGACUACAAGGUAGCGCUAGAAUAUGAUGGCCCCUAUGAAUCCCGUGGUCCCAGAGGAGCUUACACAACCAAAGAUCCUCAUGAGGUGACCUGUGAAGAGGAAGAAGGUCAUAUCAGUUAUCACAAAGAUUGGAGUGAUUGCACUCAUUAUUACAUGUGUGAAGGUGAACGCAAACAUCACAUGCCAUGUCCUGCCAAUUUGGUAUUUAAUCCCCAGGAAAAUGUAUGCGAUUGGCCCGAGAAUGUCGAAGGCUGUCAUGUACCUACCGAAGCUCCAGCCUAAAAAUAGUUAUUAUUUUUUUAUAUGUUUACAUCUUUUUUUAUUUACCGACAUCCUCACUGCCCCCAGUGCAAUCAGAAUUAAAAGGGACGUGAAAUGCAUUGUUUUUUUAUAUAUUUCUGUAAAUAGUAUUUAUUUACACUGAAGAAUAUACACAAAUGUAUGUAUGUAUGUAACAUAAUCUCAUUAAUAAUUCAACGAAAUUUUUAAUCUUCUCUGCUCUAAAAUAUUCGACUUGAAUCUAAUCUAAGACCAAUUGCAAAUGCAUGUGUCCUUUUUGGUUUUUUGUUACUAUCUAUAACACGAGUUGUUUAAAUAUUAACACAUUUUCCUAAAUUUACUUACGAUAUUAUGUUAAAACAAUGAUGCCUUUUAAUACUCAUCGAUUUUUUUUAUAAAUUAGAAAAUAUACUCACUCGUAUUGGCAAUUUUACUCAUAUAUUAAAAAUAAAUUUAAAAACAUCUUCAGCUGCCUGCCCUACAUGCACCCGAUUAUUUGCAUGGUUGCUCCUCUAUCUACUACUAUUAACUUAGUUUUAAAAAUUUUAGUUUUUAGUUUACUGUAUAAAAAAGAUACAUACAACAUUAUUGUUUAAUAGUUUAAUAAUAACAACACUUUGUUCAAUUUGUUACAAUAUGUAAUUAUUUUAUAUUCAUAUAUAUUUUAUUUGUAUUUUAUUUUUUUAAUAAUUCAUUUUGUCGUAUGUACCCUUUUUAAAUUACUUGCCUAUUUCCAAAAAAGAAAACCACAACAUCAACAAAAAAUACUCUUUAUUAUCAAAUAAGACAACACCACUUAAUCAAAGAAAUUUUAAACUAAACACACUCAAGAUCACAAAAUAAUAUUAAAUAAAACUUUAUCUAAAUGUGAAAGCACGCUCUAUUGUACAUAAAACUGUGAUAAUUCUUAACUACAUGUUUCUAAAAGAUGUUUGAUUUUCUGCCUUUAUUGUUAAAAUGAAAUAGUUUUAAAGUGUUCAGUUUGUUUCUUUCUUUUUGUUUUCUUUUUUACUUUGACUUGUUUGUUUCAAAAUUUGUUUUAAAUAAUCACUGCUUUUUUUACAAACAACCACAAAAAAAAUCUGUAUUAUAGUCUUAUGUUGAAGGAAAUAAAUAAAACUUAAAUUCAUACAUAAAUAAAUAAAUAUAUUGUACCUAUAUGUUGUAGUUAUGUAUAUGUUAUUAUGUACCCCGAAAAUUUAAAUUGAAUAAAGAAAUUAUUUAAAUUGUAA
Calliphora vicina (urban bluebottle blowfly) is the source of this 4413-nucleotide messenger RNA. RefSeq names its product chitinase 7 (gene Cht7). Gene Ontology annotation, cellular component: extracellular region. The transcript has 9 exons. The coding region runs from base 143 to 3184 and encodes 1013 amino acids. Gene Ontology annotation, biological process: carbohydrate metabolic process; chitin catabolic process. NCBI's taxonomy places the organism in Eukaryota, Metazoa, Arthropoda, Insecta, Diptera, Calliphoridae. Gene Ontology annotation, molecular function: chitinase activity; chitin binding. The record is from RefSeq and is a predicted model, not a curated record.